Grammomys surdaster is the source of this 2528-nucleotide messenger RNA. RefSeq names its product fibroblast activation protein alpha (gene Fap). The record is from RefSeq and is a predicted model, not a curated record. NCBI's taxonomy places the organism in Eukaryota, Metazoa, Chordata, Mammalia, Rodentia, Muridae. Gene Ontology annotation, molecular function: dipeptidyl-peptidase activity; serine-type endopeptidase activity. The transcript has 25 exons. Gene Ontology annotation, biological process: proteolysis.
AUGUAGACAUGGCUGAAAACUGUCUUUGGAGUUACCACCUUGGCUGCGCUUGCUUUAGUGGUGAUAUGCAUUGUCUUACGUCCCUCAAGAGUUUACAACCCUGAAGGAAAUACAAGGAGAGCUCUUACCCUGAAGGAUAUUUUAAAUGGAACAUUCUCAUAUAAAACAUAUUUUCCUAACUGGAUUUCAGAACAAGAAUAUCUUCAUCAGUCUGAGGAUGAUAACAUAGUAUUUUAUAAUAUUGAAACAGGAGAAUCAUAUAUCAUUUUGAGUAAUAGCACCAUGAAAAGUGUGAAUGCUACAGAUUAUGGUUUGUCACCUGAUCGGCAAUUUGUAUAUCUAGAAAGUGAUUAUUCAAAGCUCUGGCGAUAUUCAUACACAGCGACAUACUACAUCUACGACCUUCAGAAUGGAUUAUUAAAACUUCUAAUCAAAAAGCUAUUUGCAACUGAUACUCAGAAAAGGGACCUUUUCUCCAGUGGAGUGACAGCAUAUGUCUAUCAAAACAAUAUUUAUUUGAAACAAAGACCAGGAGAUCCACCUAUUCAAAUAACUUACACUGGAAGAGAAAACAGAAUAUUUAAUGGAAUUCCAGACUGGGUUUAUGAAGAGGAAAUGCUUGCUACAAAAUAUGCUCUUUGGUGGUCUCCAGAUGGAAAAUACUUGGCAUAUGUAGAAUUUAAUGAUUCAGAUAUACCGAUUAUUGCCUAUUCUUAUUAUGGUGACGGACAGUAUCCUAGAACUAUAAAUAUUCCAUAUCCGAAGGCUGGAGCUAAGAAUCCUGUCGUUCGUGUCUUUAUUGUUGACACUACCUACCCUCACCAUGUGGGCCCUAUGGAAGUACCAGUUCCAGAGAUGAUAGCCUCGAGUGACUAUUAUUUCAGCUGGCUCACAUGGGUGACCAACGAACGAAUAUGUUUGCAGUGGCUAAAAAGAGUGCAGAAUGUCUCAGUCUUGUCUAUAUGUGAUUUCAGGGAAGACUGGCAUGCAUGGGAUUGUCCUAAGAACCAGGAGCAUGUAGAAGAAAGCAGAACAGGAUGGGCUGGUGGAUUCUUUGUUUCGACACCAGCUUUUAGCCAGGAUGCCGUUUCAUACUACAAAAUAUUUAGCGACAAGGAUGGUUACAAACAUAUUCACUACAUCAAAGACACUGUGGAAAAUGCUAUUCAAAUUACAAGUGGCAAGUGGGAGGCCAUAUAUAUAUUCCGAGUAACACAGGAUUCACUGUUUUAUUCCAGCAAUGAAUUUGAAGGUUACCCUGGAAGAAGAAACAUCUACAGAAUUAGCAUUGGAAACUCUCCUCCGAGCAAGAAGUGUGUUACUUGCCAUCUAAGGAAAGAAAGGUGCCAAUAUUACACAGCAAGUUUCAGCUACAAAGCCAAGUACUAUGCACUCAUCUGUUACGGCCCUGGCCUCCCCAUUUCCACCCUCCACGAUGGCCGCACAGAUCAAGAAAUACAAAUAUUAGAAGAAAACAAAGAACUGGAAAAUGCUCUGAGAGACAUCCAGUUGCCUACAGUGGAAAUUAAGAAGCUUGAAGACGGUGGAAUGACUCUAUGGUACAAGAUGAUUCUUCCUCCUCAGUUUGACAGAUCAAAGAAGUACCCUUUGCUAAUUCAAGUGUAUGGUGGUCCCUGCAGCCAGAGUGUAAAGUCUGUAUUUGCUGUUAAUUGGAUAGCUUAUCUUGCAAGUAAGGAGGGGAUAGUCAUUGCCUUGGUAGAUGGUCGGGGCACCGCUUUCCAAGGUGACAAAUUCCUGCAUGCCGUGUAUCGAAAGCUGGGUGUGUAUGAAGUUGAGGAUCAGCUUACAGCUGUCAGAAAAUUCAUAGAAAUGGGUUUCAUUGAUGAAGAAAGAGUAGCCAUAUGGGGCUGGUCCUAUGGAGGUUAUGUUUCAUCCCUGGCCCUUGCAUCUGGAACUGGUCUCUUCAAAUGUGGCAUAGCAGUGGCUCCGGUCUCCAGCUGGGAAUAUUAUGCAUCUAUCUACUCGGAGAGAUUCAUGGGCCUCCCAACAAAGGAUGAUAAUCUCGAGCACUAUAAAAAUUCAACUGUGAUGGCAAGAGCAGAAUAUUUCAGAAAUGUAGACUAUCUUCUCAUCCACGGAACAGCAGAUGAUAAUGUGCACUUUCAGAACUCGGCACAGAUUGCUAAAGCUUUGGUUAACGCACAAGUGGAUUUCCAGGCGAUGUGGUACUCUGACCAGAACCAUGGCAUAUCAUCUGGGCGCUCCCAGAAUCACUUAUAUACCCAUAUGACCCACUUCCUCAAGCAAUGCUUCUCUUUAUCAGAUUGAACCAAUGCAAGUAUUAGCGUGUAAGACAGUCUGAAGGCUUCCCAUGAACGACUUAGACCAUGAAUAUUGUAAAGGCCACUAGAAAUUUAGGAGGGCUCAGAAGUUUAGGCUCUGUAUUGUUUACAUUUUCUUAUGCUCUGUGAAAGAAGAGAAAAGGGGAGCCACGCAUCUCACUUUGGACACAAUCUUUUAUCACCUGUUCAUUUCUGGUGGAAAUAAAGUCAGAUGCUCAGGUUAUA